AUGGCAUAUGCUCCGGCUCUUUUACGGACGAACACGGCCCCCGUAUUCCCAGCCGACAACAAGUACGGUCCUCUCUCUAUGAGUAGCCUUCGCACAAGCCAGUUGUCCGGUUCGACAGCCCUUAACUCGUCGAAUUCCUCGCUUACAUCCAUGUCGAAUUCUACUCCGGGGAGCAAUGGCAAUGUUGUGCCUACUACAAACAUUAUCAACCAGAAAGCGGAUGCUUCCCGCUCACUAUACCAGAUCUGUAUCACAUUGAGACAGCGACUAGCACGAGUCCCUAAUUUCGAGACUCACCUCGAAUCUCUCUCUGCACCCGGCGAUGAGGAUGGCCCGGUCGAGUCACUAUGGAACCUGUUGCGGACAGGUCUGCCACUGCUCACCGUAUACAAUUGCCUGCAACCCGAGGUCCCCUUAGAAAUCGACCCAUCUGUCAGCGAGAAUAAACGAUCUAAGUUAGCUAUCUUCAAGUUUGUUGAGGUAUGCAUGAAACGACUCGAGAUCCCACCCUCUCAGUCUUUCGUCAUCAGUGAUCUUAUGGGUAACGAUACUACUGGCUUUGUUAAGGUUAUCCAAGUCGUGAAUCGCGUCUUAGACCUCGCCGAGCAACGUGGGUUUCUCCUACAGCCAUAUCCGGAAGAUAUCAACCCUGUCAUUCCCGGAUCUCGGAUGACGUAUCGCGAUCACAUUAUCCAAGAACUAGUUGACACAGAGCGGAAAUAUGUGCAAGAUCUUGAGAACUUACACGAUUUGAAGAGAACGUUAGAGCAGAAGGGUGUGAUUCCUGGUGACAUCAUCCAUCAAAUAUUCCUGAACAUAAACUCCAUCCUGGAUUUUCAGAGACGAUUCCUGAUUCGCGUCGAAACUACCAAUUCAAUGCCGCAAGAAUCGCAACGAUGGGGCGCGCCAUUUCUCACAUACGAGGACGCCUUCGAUAUCUACCAGCCGUUCAUUGCAAAUCAACGUAAAGCCGGCCAGAUCGCCAACCAGGUCUUUGACAAAAUUCAACUAGCCGAACAUCCUGUUUCGUUCGAUUUCAACACAUUGGAUAGUUUCCUGCUGAAACCGAUGCAGCGAUUGGUGAAAUAUCCUUUAUUAUUGAAGUCCUUGCUGAAAAAGUGCGAAGACGACACCAUUAAGGCGGAUUUAACCGGCGGUAUCGACGCGGCAGAACGAGUCCUCACAAAGGCGAAUCAGGCAGUUGAUCGCGACCUCUUAGACGAAGCUUUGGAGGACUUGAUACGUAGGGUCGAUGACUGGAAGAAUCAUAGAGUGGAAUCUUUUGGAAGACUGCUAUUGCACGGUGUAUACACAGUUGUCACUGGCCGUAGCGAUCAGGAGAAGGACGUAAGUUUCGUCAAGGUCAAAUCUGCUACCAAGGAGUAUGCUGAUACCGUUCAGUACGAGAUUUAUUUAUUCGAAUGUAUUCUCCUCUGCUGCAAGGAGCUGCAGCCGAACAAAAACAAGGAAAAGAAAGACAAGAACAAGACCGCUCCAAAGAUUCCUAACAAAAACAACAAAUUGCAGCUAAAGGGUCGGAUAUUUAUGACGAACGUGACCGAGGUCUUGUCAUUCGCAAAACCAGGCUCCUACACUGUGCAGAUAUGGUGGAAAGGGGACCCCGGCGUGGAGAACUUUAUCAUCAAGUUCUCUAACGAAGAGACGAUGAAAAAGUGGGAGACAGGCUUAGUCGCGCAGAGAAAGGAAAAUGCACCUGCUUCAGCCACGAGCCCUGACCAGACGACGCCAGCCUUUACCUGGAUGCAAGGCCAGAACAACCUCGAGAAUCCCUACGCACAACAAGAAGAAGAGGAGGAAGAGGAAGAGGAAGCGCCUAUAUCACAGGUAUCGCCGCCCGGUAUGGGCUUUGUAUCAACUGGCGGAGUCAUGCCCAAUCGCAAUGCAUCGAGUACAAGUCUAAGGGCACGCUCUGCAACUGCUGAGAGUGCCCAGUCGUUGGCAAGCAUCGCCAGGGCGCCGCCACCACGUUUCCCUCUCCCAGCGCCUCCAGGACCGCUAAGUCUUCAGACACAAGGUGGCGCGCCGUCCCCCAGCACUCGUCUUGGUGAGUCGUAUUUCUCACCCACGGCGGAAUCGCCUGCAUCAUCGCGGACGAGUACGCAGAGUACCAUGUUUGCGCCUAAUGGACAAUUCCCAUUUCCAAGAACUGGAACUCCCCAGGCUGGUUGGGAAGAUAAUAACCGGUACACUGCACCCGCUAUGCCACGAGCUCCUUCGAGGGACGGCCCGUCUCCGAUGAGCGGGAGAAACCCUAGAGGACCUUCGUUACCUGUAAUGGCCUCGGGUUCUCAGACACUAACCCAGCAGCAACGUAGUCGGUCGUAUAGCACACCUGACAUCAACGGGCAGCCAAAUGGCCGUAGAACUAACAAUAGUACCCCUGUCCCUGCUGUACCUGGAAUCCCACCUCAUCUUCAUCCGGCACAUGAUGCAAAUAUCCCGCGAUCCCAAACCGGCUCCCCCAGGCAGGAAGUGCCAGUACGUACUAGCACCCAAAGUCCAGGUGUCCAACGCGACGUAAGGUUGACUCAGCAAUCUGGUCAGUUCGGAGGGACCAUGUCGCAGUUUCCUACUCAACCUGUCUACCCCCGACAGACUACUCCUGCGCCGGCAACAACUGCACCUCAGCCACUGAAUCUCAACAACCAACAACCUGUAUCGCCAGCUCUCGGCACAGCUACACAGGGCAACCCGCUUUCGAGUCCGGAUUUGCCGAUUCCUGCACAACUGAAGGUCAAGGUCAACUGCGACGAUGGAACAUAUUUCACCCUUGUCGCUGCGUUUAAUACCUCGUAUCAAUCACUCAGGGACCGCAUUGAUUCCAAGCUCGGACGAUUCACUAAUAGUUCAAUUGCUAAGGGCAAUCUGAAAUUGCGGUAUCGUGACGAGGAUGGUGAUUCCGUAACAAUCGAGAGCGAUGACGAUAUCCAAAUUGCAUUCUCGGAGUGGCGCGAGGGCGUGCAGGAUAUAUACUCUGGCGGCGUUGGAGAAAUAGAACUUUUCUGCGUCGGAGAUACCAGUUGA
Messenger RNA from Annulohypoxylon maeteangense, 3045 nucleotides. RefSeq lists its product as uncharacterized. The transcript is spliced from 4 exons. The coding region runs from base 1 to 3045 and encodes 1014 amino acids. The record is from RefSeq and is a predicted model, not a curated record. Gene Ontology annotation, biological process: septin ring organization; establishment of cell polarity. NCBI's taxonomy places the organism in Eukaryota, Fungi, Ascomycota, Sordariomycetes, Xylariales, Hypoxylaceae. Gene Ontology annotation, cellular component: nucleus; mating projection tip; cytoplasm. Gene Ontology annotation, molecular function: guanyl-nucleotide exchange factor activity; protein binding.